This is a messenger RNA of Penicillium taxi, 1053 nucleotides long. RefSeq lists its product as uncharacterized. Gene Ontology annotation, cellular component: mitochondrion. Lineage: Eukaryota; Fungi; Ascomycota; Eurotiomycetes; Eurotiales; Aspergillaceae. Bases 1 to 1053 code for a protein of 350 amino acids. The transcript has a single exon. The record is from RefSeq and is a predicted model, not a curated record. Gene Ontology annotation, molecular function: Y-form DNA binding; DNA endonuclease activity; flap-structured DNA binding.
AUGCGUCUCUCCGCCAAACUACUCUCCACAUUACCAUGGCUCUCCUCUCUGAAAUCAGCACAAUUGCAACGUAUCGCGCGAGCAACAGGAAUUCAAUCAUCAGGCACAAAGCCCAUUCUCAUCCAGCGCCUUCAGGCCGAACUACCAAGUCCGGAGACCAGCCUCUCUGAUGAAAAGCCAUGGAGUAUUCUCAGCAUCGACAUGGGCGUUCAAAACUUCGCAUUCGCGCAUCUACGCGUACCGCAUUAUUCAAGGUCAAAUUCUACGCCUGAAUUAAUGGAUUGGCACCGACUCGCCGUGUCAGAUAUUGGAAAUCUUGAUCUAAGAGUUCAAAAACUGCCCAUUCAAAAAAAGAAUAACAACUCAAAAGAUGUAGAUGCAGAUCCAAAGAGCGGUUAUUCGCCAGAUGUAUACGCUGCCAACGCAUACUCGCUCGUUACAUCACUUGUCGCGGCCUAUAAGCCUACACACGUCCUCAUUGAGCGGCAACGUUUUCGCUCGGGUGGUGCUAGCGCUGUGCUGGAGUGGACCUUGCGAGUUGGAAUUUUGGAGGGUAUGUUGCAUGCUGUUUUGUAUUCUUUAGCUCGAGAGCGUGGGGGUGAAAUGGCCGGAGUUAUUGUCAAGGGCGUUGAGCCGAAAAGGGUGGUGGGGUAUUGGAUGGAGUCUGGUGGUACUGCGAAUGUGAAGCAGGGAGAUGAGAUUAGGAAGAGGCUCACUGCUAGAGAGGUUAAGCAGAUGAAGAUUGAUCUUGUCGGCCAAUGGCUGUCUGCUUCUGUUUCUGCUGAUAAAUCUGAUACGAUUUCUGAUGCGAGUGUACACCAUGGCAAGAUUUCCAUUCUAGGGGAUCGGCCUGUGCAAGAACUUGUCGAUGCCUACUUACGGAAAUGGAGGAAGGAGAGGCGUGCGUCGUCCUCUGUCUUGCAGGUAGGUAAUAUUGGCAAGCUGGAUGAUCUGGCUGAUUGUCUUUUGCAAGGAGUGACUUGGCUUGAGUGGCAGACGCACAAGGAGCGAUUGGUCCGUGAGGGUGAAGGGGCUAUAGAGUCAAUUCUGUAG